Onychostoma macrolepis is the source of this 1796-nucleotide messenger RNA. It is a transcript of the gene pfn2b, whose product is annotated as profilin 2b. Gene Ontology annotation, molecular function: actin binding. The record is from RefSeq and is a predicted model, not a curated record. The transcript has 3 exons. Lineage: Eukaryota; Metazoa; Chordata; Actinopteri; Cypriniformes; Cyprinidae. Gene Ontology annotation, cellular component: cytoplasm. The coding region runs from base 159 to 584 and encodes 141 amino acids. Gene Ontology annotation, biological process: regulation of actin filament polymerization; positive regulation of actin filament bundle assembly; actin cytoskeleton organization.
CUACACCCAGAGUCUCCAUUCAGCCGGGACUCUUUACUGCUCAAACUCUCAUUAGAGAAGGGGGCGUGCGGGACAUCCACAUAUACGGUAACCGCGCGAAACUGUCAGUCCCGUCUUUUUAAGGAUAGCUUGUGAGCGCUUGAAAGCAGAAGGCAAAUAUGUCGUCGUGGCAGAGCUAUGUGGAUAACCUGAUGUCGGAUGGCUGCUGCCAGGACUCCGCCAUUGUUGGGUGCAACUCAGACUCUAAAUACGUUUGGGCAGCGCAGGAGGGGGGCACAUUCAUAAACAUCACGCCCACAGAAAUCGACGUCCUAGUAGGAAAAGACCGAGAAAGUUUUUUCACCAACGGCCUGACCUUAGGUUCAAAGAAGUGCUCAGUUAUCCGAGACAGCCUCCUAGUCGACAAUGAUUGGACAAUGGACAUAAGAACAAAGAGUCAAGGAGGAGAGGCCACGUACAACGUCACUGUCGGCAAAGCAACCAAAGCAUUGGUUUUAGUCAUGGGCAAGGAAGGCACCCAUGGAGGGCUGCUCAACAAGAAAGCGUAUCACAUGGCUGAUUACCUGAGGAAAUCUGGAUAUUAAGACGCGUCCAGUCCUAGCUGCUCAUUCUGCUAACCCUUCUAGAUGGCUUCAUCAUCCAUUGGUUUUCAACUUUACUUCCACUUUUAUGCUACCCAAACCCCAUUUCUUUCCCAUUAAUGUCUAUUUAAUGAGUUCGGUCCCAUUUUGGCACUACGAUCCCAUGGUGAGCUUCAGACCAAAAGCUAGCGUGAAAACUUCACGUCUUUUUUUGGGAGAUUGUUGAUUUAACCAAGGGCUUGAGCUCAACUCAAAUUCCUAUUCCUAGAUCCAAUCUGGGAACGGUCAACUGUAUGCAUAUCUACAAACCUACCAAAUGAACCCUAGUUAGGCUGGACGAUAUAUUUAGCGUUUUCAUCUAAUUAAAUAUGGCGUCUGCUCUAACAAACAUCUGUUUUGUCAUUUUUUCCUCAACCUGAAGUUUGUCGCCAUUGGCGCAUCAACACUAACUGUAAACGCAACACUACCGUUUUUUUUUUUUUUUUUUUUUCUUCUCAAGCUGAGGCCUCGUUUAGUUGGCUUUACUGUGAUUUUUGAGCUGCAGGUAGCAUUUUUUUUCCCCAUCAACCCUACAAUUGAAUGUUUAUUGACAUUCCGUCAUCGCAUUUACUUUUGCUAGCUUAUGUAAAAUAUAUAUAUAUAUAUAUAUAUAUAUACGACUGCCAUUUCAGACAGUGGGUUUCAGCGGUUUAGAGUUUCUUUUCAGUCGGACCAAUUUUCGUCACUGCUUGGGUUAUUUACGCACUACCAUAAAUGCUAAACAACAAAACACUAGCGUCUGAUCGCAGACUUCAACACUUGAAUCGAAUUGAUCCCGUACUGUUAUGACUGUGGAAUAAAUUGCCUUCGAGUCGUCAGCGAUACAACUGUCUGUCAAAACUUGAUGUUUCAUCAAGUCCAAAUGUUCAAGUGUGACACUCAAAUCAUAAUGUGUAUCCUGUGCCAUAAUGUAGAGAAUCUGUUGUUAUUGAUUCAAACAGCUUCCCGAAUGAUUCUGUCGCUUCUUUGUUCAGGGGUUUUUGGUAUCAGCUGAAGUUCUGGCCUUGUGGGGUAUUUGUACAGGUGACUCUAGUUCAUUUCUCUUUUUCCCCUGUACUUUUUCAUACAUCUUGGAUAGUCUGAUAUGUCUGAUUUCAUAUGCAUAAAAUGAGAAAUGCCAUAAAUUAAUUUUACCACCUUGUUUACAGACAGAUUAAAUAAAUCUAUUCCAACCCA